CAGAAGGCUGUGACUUAAAAAAUGGACACUGCAAAGCUAUUAUUUGGAUGUCUUACUAUUUCAAUGGACACUAUCAGUGGAAGAGAACAACCUGCAGAAAAGGAUUACCUGGAAUGGAAGAAAUGGAAUUUUUAAAAAGCAGACCUCACGGUUUCAGGAAAUUCAACAGGACCUCCUUCCUCUUAAGGCAUUCCUACUGGCUUCUGCUGAAGACAGAACACUGUGCUAGGCUUCAUCUAUAUGGGAAUCUAACAAAGUAAGCUUCCUACUGGUGAAAGCUCAAGUGCAGGAUGUGACUUAAAAUGACUACUGAUUCUGAAGGUCCUCUGAAAAGUACACUGUGCUUGAAUGUUUGCUAAGGACAAGUAAGUGACUGAUUUCAUGUUUGGACUUGAAAGAAAUACUUGAAUAUUGCUGAUGCAUGUUCAAGAUGAGUGGAUUGGGAGAAAACUCCUUGGAUAGCUUGACUAAUGAGUCAAGGAAGCGCAAGCCAUUGCCCUGUGAUACACCAGGUGCAAGUCUGACCUGCAGUGGUGAGAAGAGGCGACGUGAGCAGGAAAGUAAAUACAUUGAAGAACUGGCUGAGCUGAUAUCUGCUAAUCUGAGUGACAUUGACAAUUUCAAUGUCAAACCAGACAAAUGUGCUAUUUUGAAAGAAACGGUGAGACAGAUUCGACAGAUAAAAGAGCAAGGGAAAGCAGUUUCUAAUGAUGAUGAUGUUCAGAAAGCUGAUGUAUCUUCUACAGGUCAAGGAGUUAUUGAUAAGGAUUCAUUGGGACCUCUUUUAUUACAGGCGUUGGACGGUUUCCUGUUUGUUGUAAAUCGAGAUGGGAACAUAGUGUUUGUGUCAGAAAAUGUCACACAGUAUCUGCAAUAUAAACAAGAAGAUCUGGUUAAUACAAGUGUCUAUGGCAUCUUGCAUGAAGAGGACCGGAAAGACUUUCUCAAAAAUUUGCCUAAAUCUUCAGUUAAUGGAGUUGCUUGGACCAAUGAAACACCCAGACAGAAGAGUCAUACAUUCAAUUGCCGGAUGAUGGUGAAAACCUCUCAUGAUCUUUUGGAAGAUGUAGGCAGCCACCAGGAUACACGUCAGAGAUAUGAAACAAUGCAGUGCUUUGCUUUAUCUCAGCCAAGAGCUAUGAUGGAAGAGGGGGAAGAUUUGCAGUCCUGUAUGAUUUGCGUGGCACGACGUAUCACAACUGCAGAAAGGGUAUUUCCAACAAAUCCAGAGAGCUUUAUUACAAGACAUGAUCUUUCAGGCAAACUUGUCAACAUUGAUACAAACUCACUACGAUCUUCCAUGAGACCUGGCUUUGAAGAUAUAAUUCGUCGGUGUAUUCAGAGGUUCUUAUGCCACAAUGAUGGACAGUCAUGGUCAAACAAACGCCACUAUCAUGAAGCCUAUACCCAGGGCCAUGCAGAGACACCGUUGUACCGGUUUUCCCUGGCAGAUGGUACCAUAGUGACAGCACAAACCAAGAGCAAACUGUUUAGAAACCCUGUCACCAAUGACCGCCAUGGAUUCAUCUCUACCCACUUUCUUCAAAGGGAACAAAAUGGAUAUCGGCCAAAUCCUAAUGCAGUUGGGCAAAACAUCAGAACACCUGUGGCUGGAAACACCAGUUCUGUUGCUGGUCUUAUGAACAUGUCACCUGGUCAAGGUGUUGCAAUGCAGAACAGGAACUACAGCAUGGGAGACCCCAGUGCACUGGGUCAGCUCAGCAGCACUCGCUUCGGGGGCCCUGGUAACAUGGGGCCUGUGAACCCUGGACCUGGAAUGCAGCCCUCUGCUUAUCAGAACAACAGUUAUGGGUUAAACAUAAGCAGCCCACCCCAUGGUAGUCCUGGCUUAACUUCCAACCAACAGAAUCUUAUGAUAUCUCCUAGGAAUCGAGGGAGUCCAAAAAUGAGUUCACACCAGUUUUCUCCUGUUACAGGUAUGCAAUCUCCAAUGGGAUCUGCCAGCAACACCAGCAACAGCACUUUCUCCAGCAGUUCUCUUAGUGCUCUUCAAGCCAUUAGCGAGGGGGUUGGAACUUCCCUUUUAUCAACACUUUCUUCACCGGGUCCAAAAUUGGAUAAUUCCCCAAACAUGAACGUAGCUCAGCAAAGUAAAACGAGUGCCCAGGACUCCAAAAGCCCUUCUGGUUUGUACUGUGAACAAAACCAAGUGGAAAGUUCCAUCUGCCAGUCAAACAGCAGGGAUCAUCUUAGUGAAAAAGACAGUAAAGAGGGAAAUCUGGAGGCAUCUGAAAAUCAGAGGGGACCAUCUGAAAGCAAAGGGCAUAAAAAACUGCUUCAACUUCUCACGUGCUCCUCAGAUGAAAGAGGACAUUCUACAGCAUCAAUCUCACCUUUAGAGUCAAAUUGUAAAGAAUCUUCUACCAACGUUACCAGUCCUUCUUCAGGAGUUUCCUCCUCAACAUCUGGAGGGGUGUCUUCUUCCUCAAACAUGCAUGGGUCACUCCUGCAAGAGAAGCAUAGAAUUCUGCAUAAAUUGUUGCAGAAUGGUAAUUCUCCUGCAGAGGUAGCCAAGAUCACAGCUGAAGCUACUGGUAAAGACACCUAUCAUGAUGCCAGUAAUACAGCACCCUGUGGAGAAAGCACUGUCAAACAGGAGCAACUGAGCCCAAAGAAGAAGGAAAGCAAUGCUUUACUGAGAUACCUGUUAGAUAAAGAUGAUGUUAAAGACCCACUUUCCAAAGAGUUGAAGCCUAAAGUAGAAAGUAUGGAUAAUAAAAUGGGGCAAUGCAGUAGUUCUACAAUUCCUACUUCUAGUCAAGAAAAAGACACAAAAAUAAAAAUGGAGCCAACAGAGGAGAUGACUGGAGACUUGGAUAAUUUGGAUGCGAUUCUAGGUGAUCUGACUAGUUCAGAGUUUUACAAUAAUGCUAUGGCUGCAAAUGGAAAUAACCUUGGAACAAAGCAAGCAUUAUUUCAAGGAAAUGCUCUCUUGGGUAUGAGGAGUCCCCAGUCUGUGCAGACCACCCGCCCACCCUUCAACAGAGCCAUGUCUUUAGACAGCCCCGUGGGCUCCAGUGCUCCAGGGAGGAAUGUCAAUGCAUUCUCCAUGUUACAAAAGCAAAACUUGAUGGGUGGAAGUCCAAGAAUGGUGGAAAACCAGGAAAAUUUUGGAGCAAAUCUGGCAAGUGUUCCCAACAGAAAUGUAGCUAUGAAUCAGCACCAGUCAGGAGACUGGGGUUUGCCCAACUCCAAGGUGAACAGGUUGGAACCAACAAGUUCUGCUUCCAUGUUGAGACCCGAGUUCAGCGCGUCCCUUCCCAGGCCCGCGGGGGGCGGCUCCGUGCCCGGGCUGCCCGUUCGCUCCAACAGCGUCCCUGGGGCCAGGCCAAUGCUGCAGCAGCAAAUGCUUCACAUGAGGUCAAAUGAGAUAAACAUUGGCAUGGGAGGGAAUCUGUACAGCCAGGCAGGACCAGCUAACCAACCAGGAUCCUGGCCUGACAACAUGCUGUCCAUGGAGCAAGCACCACGGAGCUCACAGAACAGACAAUUAGUUAGAAACUCUUUGGAUGACCUCUUAUGUCCAGCACCAAAUAUGGAAGGCCAGAACGAUGAAAGGGCACUUUUGGAUCAGCUGCACACAUUGCUGAGUAACACAGAUGUCACAAGUCUGGAAGAAAUUGACAGAGCAUUAGGAAUUCCUGAUCUUGUAAACCAAGGACAAGCUUUGGAACCCAAACAGGAUUCAUUUCAAGGUCAGGAAUCCUCAGUUAUGAUGGACCAGAAGCCUUCGUUAUAUGGUCAGCCCUACCAAGGGCAAGCAGCAGCGAUGCCAGGCUUCAGUAACAUCCAGGGACAACAGCCAUCCUUUAAUUCUGUGAUGAAUCAGAUGAGCCAACAAAGCAAUUUUCCACUUCAAAAUAUGCAUCCGAGAGCAAAUGUGAUGAGACCCCGCACCAGCACCCCCAAGCAGCUCCGCAUGCAGCUCCAGCAGAGACUUCAGGGGCAGCAGUUUAUGAAUCAGACCCGUCAAGCGCUUGAAAUGAAAAUGGAAAAUCCAGUCAGUGGUAACAACUCAGUGAUGAGACCAGUUAUGCAGCCCCAGGUGGGAUCACAGCAGCAAGGUUUUCUUAAUGCUCAGAUGGUGGCUCAACGCAACAGGGAGCUAAUAAGUCAUCACUUCAGGCAACAGAGGAUGGCAAUGAUGAUGCAGCAGCAACAGCAACCUCAGGCCUUCAGUCCACCCCCAAAUGUGACUGCCUCAGGAAGCAUGGACAGUGCUUUGACAGGCCCUCCAAUGGCUCAAGUUCCUCCACAGCAAUUCUCCUAUCCACCUAAUUAUGGAAUAAGCCAACAACCUGAUCCUGCCUUUAGCAGAGUAUCAAGCCCUCCCAACCCAAUGAUGUCAUCAAGAAUUGGGCCCUCCCAGAAUGCCAUGAUGCAGCAUCCUCAGCCAGCAACCAUGUACCAGUCCCCUGAGAUGAAGGGCUGGCCCUCGGGAAGCAUGACCAGGAGCAGUUCCUUCCCACAGCAGCAGUUCAGCCACCAAGGGAACCCAGCAGCCUACAGCAUGAUGCACAUGAACAGCAGCACUGGCCACAUGGGACAGAUGAACAUGAGUUCCAUGCCUCUGGCAGGGAUGCCCAUGGGGCCAGACCAGGAAGGCGCUGUACUCACCAUGCACUAGGAGACAGGAAAGCCACCCAUUCUGCACGGCAGCGACUCCUGGCCUUGAGGAAACAACUCAUCUUUCCUGUCAAUCACCACACUGUCCUAAAGUUACUUCAUUCAGAGGGAAAAAAACAAACCUCCCCGUGUCAGCGGAAGCAGCCUCUGUGCUGUGCCACUGGUGGUGAGUGCUGUGGUGUGCAAAAAAGGUCACAGGUCUUUUUGGCACUCAGCCUCCAGCAGUGUGAGCGUGGCAAGGGUCUGGCAGUAGGUGUGAGGGGACACUCCUGGUGCACCUCAUCUGUUCCCUGCAGCUGUCCAAAGCCCUUCAACUACAGGCAGACUAAAGUGCCUGGAGAAGUCAUGGUGGUAAGAAUUUUCUGAUUUCUCUAGAAAGAAUAUCUGACAGAGAAUGUAGUUCCUAGCCUUGACUCCUUUGUAUUAAUUCCUGAGUAUAAAUGCUGCUUUUAAAUCUCUUACCCCCCAAGAGUCAGGAUUUCCCAAGCAAAGUAGCAGUGCAAAAUGAAUUGGCACCUACUAGUCCAAAAUCCUGUCAGUUGAAGCCAAGGGGUAAAAAGAGAGGAUGAUAAAUUUAAAUUAUUUAAACACAAUUGUGAUUAAUAUUUACACAUUGAUGUGCAGCUGAGUGCACUUUAUAAAAGACUAUAUAAUGGAUUAAUGCAAUAUCUUUGAUAAGGACUUAUUAUGAAGGUAGGGUGUACUCAUGUUCCUUCUCAAACACGCUCUCUCAAGAAUUAUUUGAAAAGACUGCAUAAUGUAAUGUUUUCUGUGUAUGGAAAUUAAGAGCAAUAAUCUUUCAUCUUUUUGAAAAUUACUUCAGAAAACUCAAGGCAAGGCACUGCAGUCUGAAUCAGAAUUUUGCAGUCUUUUUGUGAAUACAUUUUGUAAAUAUGAUCUUUAAGAUAAUGUAUUAUAUAUAUGACUUUUGUAGGUCACUAACUCAUUUUUGCAGAGUUUGUGAAGCUAAAUAUUUAACAAAAUUGAUUUCUGUAAACUCAGUGUAGUUGAGGUCCAAAUAGAAUUAUUUUUUUUUAAAUUCAAGCUAAUGACUUUGAAGCUGGGUGACUUUGGCCCACAUCUUUCUCUUCUUUGGUCUUCAACGCUUCAUUUAUUUUUACAUCUUUAACAUAUAGCUUUUUAUAAAAAAACAAACACCCAGUUCUUAAAUGCUUUCUCCACCUGUGAGCACUUUGUUACACUUAUUUUUACAUAAGGCAAUUUGACAAAAAGGCUCUGCAUUGUAAGAUGUUAUGACUUGUCAUGAGUCAUGUCUUGCUGUAAUAUGUUGCCUUUUCAGUUGAUGAAUCUGGAUUGUGUCUUUGUUUUUUUUGGUCAAUUUUAAUGAAUUCUACCUGUUCUUUAAAAAAGUUUGUCUGUUGCAAAAUAUUUGUUGUUACAUGAUAUCCAGAAGUCUUCAAGGAUAAUAAGCCACACUUGAACCAAAUGUCUGCACCUCAUUGGAUUGUUCUAACAGUAAUGAAUGUAUUUUCUAAGCAGCUUUCUCCUACCAGUAUUGAAGUCUAGUUACAAAUUGAUUCGUGUUAUUUACUGACACGUUUCUUUGCCCCGCUCCCAGUUUUGAUCCUUGAAAUGAUGAUCCCUUUGCAGUUUUUCCAGUUUCAGGCAGUUACAAGAAGUCAAACCUCUAAACUUCCCUAAGGGACAACCCAGAGCUGUUUGAGGUGUGUGGUGCUUUUGUCCUGUUGCUCACUGUGUAAUGCAAAACUGACUUCUCCCAAGUGAGUAAAACAAAAAUUAAAUCAUGUGUUCUUGAUUGGUUCUUCUUAGCACUGUAAGCAAGAGGUGGUCUUAUUGAUCUGAAUAUUCAGUGAUCUUCCACUUCUAUAGACAUAACUUUAACUUGAAAUCCUCUCAAAGAAUUCAUCCUUAGCCAGCCAGUUGUGUUCCAAAGGGAAUGUAGAUUCAAUUGAUCUACCUUAUGCAACCCUGUCUCUGCAACUAGGACUGAAUAGCUUAGGUGAUAGUAUUUAUUUGAACCCUUCAGUCCAAUUCUUGUGUGUUUUUUCAUGCAAAACUUUUAAAAAGCCUAAGAAACUUUUCUCUUUUUAAUUUCUUAGAACAUAUCUAUUUGUUAAGUGCUGCCUACUGAAGUUGAAAGGCAACAAUCUUUUGCUUUUUAUAUCAACUCAGAGUAGAACAAUCUUUAUAUUUUGUAGUUGUUCAUUAUAUUGAUGGAAACUACAAACCCUGAUUGCUUUCAUUAGGUGAGCUCUUAGACUAUCUACUACUUUAUACAUUGUGCCCUUUGCUUUUUUUUUAAAUGAAUGAUUCUGUUUAUACAUCUGUGUAUAACUGGUACCUGACUGAUGUUAAAAAGGAUCAUCAUUUCCUCAUCUGUGUUUAGAAUGUCGGAGCUUUCCAGUACCUACUUUUUUGCUGAAUCCAAAGAUUUUUAGUUUAAACUUGAUUAAGGGGGUGGGGGCAUCUUUAAAUUGCAUCAAUGACACCUUUCUUGGCCACACUGAUCUUAGAUACAUCUGCUUUGAAACUCUUACCUACUGCAGUAAGUAAAACUGACCUUGAAAUCUGCUGACAUUAAAUUUCUCCACCAAUUCUGUUUUGGUUCUAUAGCAGUACAUUUUUCUGAGUGGUUUUGAAAAACAUUACACAGGUUGGUUGGGUUUUUUUUAAAAACAUUAAAAGAACAAUUAGCUGGUACAACCACCUCUCAUCACUGCUGCAUAACAAACAUCAUUUUUGCUACUUGGCUCUGUUCUGUUGAUCACAGAAACCAUGUUUUUCUAAAAUUCAUAUAUAGUAUUAUUUUCCAAUCUUGGCCUCAAAUACUGCUUUUAAAGUUAGAAAAUCAGGACCACUUUUCAGUCAUAAGACAAAAUUAUUGAAUGCUGUACCAAUUAGCACACAUUUUAUUUUAGAAUUUCUGUGCAAACUACCAGAAUGAUGCAGCGAGUAUGAAACCAUGUAAUUCUGAGAGCAAUAUUUUAAACACUUCUCAGGAGAAGGCAAAACAGUAUUGAGAAUUGCAUUUAAGUUUAGUUUACAUUGUAAGUAUUGCUUGAAAGAUCUGUAUCUUUAUUUUGCAAAACAGAAAAAUCACGGGGACUGAUUUAUAAGAGAGUUGGUUGUAAGGUAUUACUGCUCUUCUGAUUUUUGUGUUUGGAUGUUAAUAAUAAUGUAAAUAAAGGUUUCUAUUUAAAACCAGAA
Molecule: messenger RNA, 7836 nt
Organism: Apus apus (common swift)
Lineage: Eukaryota; Metazoa; Chordata; Aves; Apodiformes; Apodidae
Gene: NCOA3
Product: nuclear receptor coactivator 3
Exons: 26
Coding region: 422-4648 (1408 amino acids)
Biological process (GO): positive regulation of transcription by RNA polymerase II; cellular response to hormone stimulus
Cellular component (GO): nucleus
Molecular function (GO): nuclear receptor binding; protein dimerization activity
Source: RefSeq, a predicted model, not a curated record